Molecule: messenger RNA, 667 nt
Organism: Caenorhabditis auriculariae
Lineage: Eukaryota; Metazoa; Nematoda; Chromadorea; Rhabditida; Rhabditidae
Source: the annotation of a GenBank genome assembly
AUGCCCAAGAGAAGAUUGACAAUAUUCUGGACAUCCGAACAGAAAGUCCUGCAGAGCUCACCAUCGAAACCCAGGUAGUUCCAACUGAAACACGGCAGAAUGUAUCAAUUAGUUGCAAAAAUUAACUAGUUCUGCUCACAGAUUUUUUCUAAACUUCUUUCUUUUUUUUAUGGAUUAAUUUGCAGAAAAAACUUCAGUAGAUUUUCCAAAAAAUUUUGAAAAAUGGAUAAAGCUUUCCAGUUAGCUACUGACUCUCAAACCAAUAGUUUGAAAUUGUCAUUGUUUUGCAGCCGACUUUGUUUGGAUGGGCGUCGUCUCAAACUGGAGAACAAGCGACGCCAAGAGCCAACGAUUCUCCAGAAAAUGUUUCUUCGCCCGUCACUGGAGUUUCUCCCGGUCAGUCGUCAGAUCCUGGGAGCGCCGUCGUUGUUCGAAAUGAGCCAGUCCUUCCGCGUAAGUAUUUUUUGUUUCUUUUUAUUAUGUUUUUCGGCUUUUAUUGAUGAUUCAUUCUCAGCGAAGCUUGGUAAUCACUAAAAAAAAUUUAAAAAAAAUUUAUCUUGGCGUCUUAUUAUUUUUGACAUUUUCUCAUCGCCCAUAAUAAGCUUUGAUUUUUUAUGAUUUGAAGCCUUCGUUGGACACGAAGACGGCGCUUUUGAUGAAGCGAUGA